Molecule: messenger RNA, 2042 nt
Organism: Castor canadensis (American beaver)
Lineage: Eukaryota; Metazoa; Chordata; Mammalia; Rodentia; Castoridae
Gene: Haus5
Product: HAUS augmin like complex subunit 5
Biological process (GO): centrosome cycle; spindle assembly
Cellular component (GO): HAUS complex; centrosome
Source: RefSeq, a predicted model, not a curated record
GGAGCGGGAGGCGUUGACCCGGUGGGCGCUGUCAUGGAGCUGGUGCAGCAAGCGCGGGAACUGGGACGCUGGGCGGCAGAAGAGAUGGGGGUCCCCGUGGCCGCCCGAGCCCCGGAGUCGACGCUGCGCAGGCUGUGUCUGGGCCAGGGGGCUGACAUCUGGGCCUACGUCUUGCAGCAUGUGCACAGUCAGAGGAGUGUCAAGAAGAUCCGGGGAAACCUACUGUGGUACGGCUACCAAGACAGUCCAGAGGUCCGUCGGAAGUUGGAGCUGGAAGCCACUGUAGCCCGCCUACAGGCAGAGAUCCAAGAGUUAGACCAGAGUCUGGACCUGAUGGAACGAGAGACCGAGGCUCAGGACAUGACCACAGAGCAGGCCCUGCAGAGCAUGCGAGACACCCAGCAUCGAGCUCUUCUCCUCCGGGCACAAGCUGGGGCUGUUCGAAGACAGCAGCGAGGGCUGCAAGAGCCUGUGCAGCGGCUGCAGAAUCAGCUUAGACGCCUGCAGGACAUGGAGAGGAAUGCCAAGGUGGAUGUGACCUUUGGACCCCUGAUGUCAGCAGCCAUGGCCCUGGAGCCUAUAGUCUUGCGUGAUGUCCGAGCAGCUUGCAUUCUCCGGGCCCAGUUCCUGCAGAACCUCCUGAUUCCCCCAUCCAGAGGAGGCUGUGUCCCAAGCUCUCGUGAUGACUACUUUGGAACUUCCUACCAGCAGUGGCUUAGCACAGUGGAGACUUUGCUGACAAAUCACCCCCCAGGCCACGUCCUGGCUGCUUUGGAGUACCUGGCAGCAGAGCGGGAGGCAGAGAUCCAGUCCCGGUGCAGUGGAGAUGGUCUCAGAAAGGUGGCAUUAUCCAGACCCCAGGCACAGGACCAGUUCGACUCUUGCCAGGCCCUGCCAUCCAUGGUGCAUCUCAUCCAGGAAGGCUGGCAGACCGUAGGUGCACUGGUUACCCAGCGGGGUGCCCUCCUGAAAGAGCAUCAAGUCCUGACUGGCUGCCUCCAGGGCUUGGUGGAGGAGAUGGAGAAAUGUGUCCAGCAUUCCAGCAAGAGGAAGGCGCUGAUGCUGGGGCUUCGGCGCUGUGGUCUGCGGGCAGAGCUCAAGGCCCUGCGCGCCCAGAGCCAGGAGCUGGAGGAUGCAGCUGGGCAUCGGCAGCUACUGCUGAGGGAGCUACAGGCCAAGCAGCAGCGGAUCCUGCGCUGGCGCAGGCUGGUGGAGGAGACCCAGGAACAGAUUCGCCUGCUCAUCAAGGGAAACUCAGCCAGCAAGACUCGCCUGGGCCGGGGCCCCACAGAGGUACUAUCUCUGGUUCAGCGGAAAGUGGUCCCCACCUCUGAGGCCGUGGCACCACAGAGCCAGGAGCUUCUCCGCGGCCUGGAGGAGGCAACCCGGCAACUGCCACACAUUCUGCUGGGCUCCUUACUGAGGCACAGCCCUGAAGGGUCGAAGCCACUGCCUACGAUCCUACCUUCCAUCUACCAGCUGCACCCCGCAUCCCCAAGGGGCUCCAGUCUCAUAGCGCUGAGCCACAUGCUGGGCCUGCCCUCAGGGAAGGCACCAGAGCUGCUCCUCCUACAGGCUGCCUCUCUUCACCAGGACCUUCUGUUCCUCCAGGACCAGCAGAGUCUCCGCCGUGGGGAUCUUCUCCACAUUAAGACCAGUCUGCUGCCAGGACUGUCCACCCAGGAGCUGCUGCAGAUGCAGGCAUCCCAGGAAAAAGACCAGAAGGAAAACCUGGGGCAGGCUCUGAAGAGGCUGGAGACCUUGCUGAAGCAGGCACUGGAGCGAACCCCUGAACUACAGGGAGUUGUGGGGGACUGGUGGGAGCAGCCAGGCCAAGCCGCCCUCUCUGAGGAGCUCUGCCAGGGCCUGUCCCUGUCCCAGUGGCAGCUGCGCUGGGUCCAGGCCCAGGGGGCUCUGCAGCAGCUGUGCAGAUGAAGAAAGAGUUCAAAACAGUCAAGAAUUUCACAUUUGUGGAUUGGAGGCAUUGCUCAAGUGGUAGAGCGCCUAUCUAGCAAGCAGGAGGCCCUGAGUUCAAACCCCAG